AUGAGCAACCCUGAGAUGGAGGGACUUAUCCGUUCGCAGAACGAACUGCACGGACGCAUCGCGCGCGCCUAUGAAAACUUGAAGAAAGCGGGAGGCGCAAGAUUGACAAUGGGACUGGUGGAUGCUCGCCUCCAAGCCUUGGAAUCGAACUGGAACAAGUUCGAGGAACAACACGGCAAACUGCUACUAAUGCCUCCAGAGGUUCUCGCCGCCACUGACUAUAAGAAACAGGACCUCCCGGCUUUGGUGGAGGAGACCUUCUUAACGCAGAAGGGAAUGUUCCUGGACGUCCUCCUGUCGCACAAGGCGAGGGAGGAGGCUGCAGCUAAGAGUGAGACGUCGGAGACGGCGACAACGACUAAUCGCACCACGUUACCGCGGAUUCAGCUGCCGGAAUUCUCAGGAAAAUACGAGGACUGGCCGUCGUUCCGCGACCUCUUCCACUCUCUCAUAGGCCGGGACGCUAACACGACGCCGGUGGAGAAGCUGCACUACCUCAAAACUUCCUUGAAAGGUGAGGCUGAGUUAUUAGUCCGGAAUAUCGCGACGACGGCCGAAAAUUAUAACAAUGCGUGGGACGUAUUGAAUGCGUAUUAUGAGAACAAGCGACUUCUCACCCGCGCGUAUCUGUCCAAUUUCCUUGCGCUAACGAAAAUGAAGAGUGAAUCGGCGGUCGAGCUUCGAAAGAUUUUCCACGGCGUCAAAGCAACGGUCAGCUCGUUGGCGAGUAUCGGUCGGCCUAUAAACCGUAGCGAGGACCUAUUCAUUUAUCUGGCGGUCGAACUUCUGGAUCCGCGUUUGCGACGCGAGUGGGAAACGUCAAUCGGCGACACGACCGAGCCUCCGACGUAUGCGACUCUCGAGCAAUUCCUGGAUCGGCAGCUGCAUACGCUCGAGUCGAUGCAGCCUGCUAAGGUCGACGGAGCCGUCGGUAAGGCCGCGAGCGGAGCCGCCAAAUCCGCGCGGAGCCACCUCGCUCGGAAGCAGGAGGGAAAUCCGGACGCCAAGCGAGGUCGUUGCCACUGCUGCCAAAAGGACCAUAUCCUCAUGUUCUGCGAGGACUACAAGAGGAAAACAGCCCAGGAACGGAAGCAGCUCGUCGACAACAAGAACCUGUGCCUGAACUGCCUCGGUUCUCACAAGGUCAGUGAGUGCGCGUCGAAGAAGGGGUGUGCAGCGUGUGGCGCGCGACACCAUACUUCCGUCCACGAUGCGUGUCGCGAGGUCGAGGUCGCGAAGACGGUUCACGCGGCUCAAGGACUUGCCGUAAAGCCGAGCGCGGUGCUCCUCGCCACCGCUCGCGUUCGCGUAGCCGAUCGGUUCGGAACCUUGCAUCACGCUCGCGCGCUGGUCGACCAGGGAUCGGAGUCGUCCCUUGUGACCGAGCGCCUCGCGCAAAGAUUAAAGUUACCGCGUUCUCGCACGUCGGUUUCGAUAUUCGGCGUCGGCGGACAGAAAACGGCCGUCGCAAAAGGACGCGUAUCGCUGACUCUCGCGCCGCGAACCGACGGCCCCGCGAUGUCGGUCUCCGCGCUCGUGCUCCCCCGGCUCACUAUAUACGCCGGCGGUGUCGAGGCCGUCGCUGACGCGUGGACUCAUCUUCGGGGUCUGGAGCUGGCGGACCCCGAGUUCAGCGCGUCCGACUCGGUGGACAUUCUCCUCGGUGCCGACGUUUACGCGGAAAUAUUACAAGAGGGACUUCGCAAGGGGGGUAGCCGCGAGCCCGUCGCGCAAAACACGACUCUUGGCUGGAUUCUGUCCGGCGCUAUCGGUGAAGGUGCUUCGAGUCACGUCGCGCAAUCCUACCAGUGCCGUGUCGAGGACGAACUGUCGCAACUGGUGAGACGAUUUUGGGAGCAGGAGGAGGUUCCGUCGGCUGCCGGACCGCUCUCGAAAGCCGAUCAGGAGUGUGAGGAACAUUUCGCGCGCACACAUUCGCGUAAGCCCGACGGGCGCUACGUAGUGCGACUCCCCGUCGUCGAGCCGAUGCCGAAUCUCUGUGGUACGCGCCGCGCGGCCGUUCGCGUGAUGAAGGCCAUGGAAGCGAAGUUUGCGCGGGAUGCUUCCUUCCAUGCGCUGUAUACAGAUUUCAUGCGUCAAUAUGUCGAGCUCGGGCAUAUGACGCCGGUCGAUCCUCCGGCCGAUCCGGCGAAAAUGGCCGUCUGCUAUCUGCCUCACCAUGGAGUGAUGAAGGAAACCAGCACGACGACGAAAUUGCGAGUCGUCUUCAACGGUUCUUCCGCGCUGCCGACGGGAGCGGCGCUAAAUAAGUAUCUGCAGACCGGGCCGAACUUGCUGCCGGCUUUGGCCGAGAUCUUACUCCGUUGGCGGCGUCACCGGUACGUUUUCGCGGCGGACAUAGAGAAAAUGUACCGGCAGAUCGAAGUCCACCCGGAAGACAGGGAUCUGCAGCGCAUAGUCUGGCGUGAGAGUCCUAGCGAUGUGUUGCAGGAAUUUCUUUUAAUCACUCUCACGUACGGGCUUGCUUGUUCCGCGUUCCUGGCGAUUCGCACGCUCCAUCAGCUGGAAAAGGACGAGGGAGUCGAGUUCCCGCUAGGAGCUAUCGCCCUCCUACUGGAGACCUACAUGGACGACGUAUUGUCUGGCGCGGACACGAUUUCGAGGGCCAAAGAGAUCCGUCGUCAGCUGGACCGAAUCUGCAUGGCGGGCGGCUUCCCGCUCAAGAAGUGGUCGGCGAACGAGGCGUCGAUACUCGAUGAGGUCCCUCCUGAGGAUCGCCUUCAACGCGAGCCCCGGUGGUGGCUCCCGGGAGAGAGCCACUUGACCCUCGGGCUGCGUUGGCAUCCACGCGAAGAUCAGUUCGCCUACUCGACGCAACUGACCCAACUGAAGGCUAUUACGAAGCGGUCGGUCUUAUCUUUAGCCGCUCGGCUAUUCGAUCCGCUGGGGUGGCUCGCCCCCACUACCGUAUUAGCUAAAAUUUUGUUUCAGUCCACCUGGUUGCUGGGAUUGGAUUGGGACACGCAGCUCCCUGACACCGACGUCCGACGAUGGCUCGAAUUCCAGGCCGGACUGCCUCUACUGGAAACGAUCCGAGUGCCCCGAUGGCUGGAGAGCGAUCAAGAAGGUGUUAAGCGCGAACUGCACGGAUUCGCCGACGCCUCGGAAAAGGCGUACGCAGCGGUGGUCUACCUGCGGACCGAAAGCUCGAGCGGCGAAGUAGUCGUGAGCCUCGUGACAGCGAAAACCAAAGUCGCUCCGUUAAAGCAGGUCAGUCUUGCACGGUUGGAGCUAAACGCUGCCGCCUUACUCGUCCGACUCGCCAAUCAUGCUCGGCGGGUCCUCAAGAUAGAAGAGGAUCCGACCCAUCUGUGGACUGAUGCGACCGUAGUGCUGGGCUGGAUUCGAGGUCACCCUGCUUCCUGGAAGACAUACGUGGCAAACAGAGUGAGUGAGAUUCAGCUCACUCUCCCUGACGCUUAUUGGCAUCACGUCCCCGGGCGUGAAAACCCCGCCGACUGCGCGUCCCGAGGCCUCUUACCAAGGGAACUCGUGGAGCACCCGCUCUGGUGGCAGGGCCCGGCGUGGCUCCGAACUAAAACCGGUCCGCUCCCUUGGACGACGAAGUACCAGUCGACCUCCCGGAACGGCGCUCUCACAUACAUGCCGUGGCAGCCGCUACGGAGGAGCCCGAGCUGCUGA
Temnothorax curvispinosus is the source of this 3663-nucleotide messenger RNA. RefSeq lists its product as uncharacterized. Bases 1 to 3663 code for a protein of 1220 amino acids. The record is from RefSeq and is a predicted model, not a curated record. The transcript has a single exon. Gene Ontology annotation, molecular function: aspartic-type endopeptidase activity. Lineage: Eukaryota; Metazoa; Arthropoda; Insecta; Hymenoptera; Formicidae. Gene Ontology annotation, biological process: proteolysis.